AUGGCGACUCAUCAUCUUCCCGACCACUUCAAGUGUCCAAUUUCCCUAGAAAUAAUGUCGGACCCUGUAAUCCUCUCUUCGGGUCACACCUUCGACCGUUCUUCAAUCCAACGUUGGCUAGACGCAGGCUACAGAACAUGUCCAAUUACCAAAUUGCCCCUCCCGGACCACCCUUCCCUCAUUCCUAACCACGCGCUCCGAAGCUUAAUCUCCAACUACACCCUCCUCCCCUCUCUCCACCAAACCAUUUCCCAACCACAAACCCUAAUUUCCACCCUCACCUCUCCCUCUUCUUCCUCCGAUUCUAAAAUCGAUUCCCUCCGCCACCUCACGCGCCUCUCCAAGCGCGACUCCGCCUUCCGCCGCCACCUCGCCGACUCCGCUGCCGUCCCCGCCGUCCUCUCCGCCGUCGUCGAGCCCGCGCUACAGGAGAAGGCGCUCCUGCUCCUCCUCAACCUCACCCUCGACGACGACUCCAAGGUCGGCCUCGUCGCCGAGGGCGUCGUCGAGCGUCUCGUCGCCGUUCUCCUCAACGCGCCGCCGGACUGUCGCGCCGUCGCGGCCACCAUCGUCACUAGCCUCUCAGUCGUCGAGGUUAACAAGGCCACUAUCGGCGCGUUCCCGGCGGCGAUCGCGGCGCUCGUUGCGAUCCUCCGCGACGGCAAAGGGAGGGAGAGGAAGGAGGCCGCCACCGCGCUCUACGCCCUCUGCUCCUUUCCCGAUAACCGAAGAAGAGCCGUCAAUUGCGGCGCGGUGCCGAUUCUGCUUCGGAACAUUGAAAUUGGACUGGAACGAUGCGUUGAGGUAAUUGGCGUUUUGGCGAAGUGUAAGGAAGGGAGAGAGCAAAUGGAAGGUUAUGACGGUUGUGUUCAGAUUCUGGCUCGCGUUUUGAGGAACGGGAGCUCCAGGGGGAUUCAGUAUGCGCUUUUCGCCCUUACUUCACUUUGCUUGUAUAGCCAGCGAAUGUUGCUGUUGGCUCUGGAAGAAGGCGUUCUGGACGCUUCUCUUGGGUUUGUCGAAGAUGAUAAUGAAAAAGUGAGGAGGAAUGCGUGUAAUUUGCUUCGAGCUCUCCGUGCCAACAACAGCAACCACGAUCGGGUGUAG
This is a messenger RNA of Sphenostylis stenocarpa, 1104 nucleotides long. Lineage: Eukaryota; Viridiplantae; Streptophyta; Magnoliopsida; Fabales; Fabaceae. The record is from the annotation of a GenBank genome assembly.